Molecule: messenger RNA, 621 nt
Organism: Echinococcus granulosus
Lineage: Eukaryota; Metazoa; Platyhelminthes; Cestoda; Cyclophyllidea; Taeniidae
Product: Meiotic nuclear division protein
Exons: 5
Coding region: 1-621 (206 amino acids)
Biological process (GO): reciprocal meiotic recombination
Molecular function (GO): double-stranded DNA binding
Source: RefSeq, a predicted model, not a curated record
AUGUCAAGAAGGCGCGGAUUAUCUUUGGAUGAAAAACGUAACAAGAUGAUGGAACUCUUCUACGAGAAGAAUGAGUUUUUCACUCUUAGGGAAUUGGAAAGGCUCUCCCAUAAAGAAAAAGGCAUACCGUCGAUGACAGUUAAGGAUAUCCUGAUGAGUCUUGUUUCUGAUGGCCUAGUUGAUUCCGAUAAAAUUGGCACCUCGAUUUAUUUUUGGGCGUUUCUCAGCAAGGCGGGUCAAAAUAGGCGUAAAAAGAUCGAGGAUCUGCAAUCUGAAAUACUUCGUUUAGAGUCUCGUUUCCAAGACAUGGAGAGAAUGCUUGUAAAAGCUAGACUAAAUAAGGAAGAAACGACUGAACGAGAAGAAGCAUUAUCCACACUGGGUUCGAACCAGUUGACACUGGAGAAACUCAAGGGCAGCCUUACACUCCUUCAACGAUACCAUCCCAGUCGUAUCAGUGAGUUGAGGUCGCAAACAGAAUCCGCCAUUGAAUGCGCCAAUCGGUGGACAGACAACGUCUUCCAAGUUACCGGUUGGAUAAAGAAUAAAUUCGGCAUUGAUGAUGCUACUCUCGCCAAACAAUUCCGUAUACCUGAUAAUUUCGACUACAUUGAUACAUAA